Clonostachys rhizophaga is the source of this 813-nucleotide messenger RNA. The record is from the annotation of a GenBank genome assembly. NCBI's taxonomy places the organism in Eukaryota, Fungi, Ascomycota, Sordariomycetes, Hypocreales, Bionectriaceae.
AUGGUUCUCCUCACAAUGACGUCCUCCAUUGUAGAGGGUUUAAAACGAGCGCAGGCAAACGAGACCAACCAGCUAGCCGACGACACCGAGCCCUCGUUGAUAGAGCCAGAAGUUGGCAAGCCCAUAUCCCAUCGCCAAAUCAUACAGCUCAGCCGCAGUCUCCGACAAUCCGAAGAUUCAUCCGACUUUACGUUAGAGAAGCUACUACGCGGAUCUGAGGUGUACACUCCUCCCCCGCCUCCCAAACCUGAGCCAACUCCGGAAUUCAAGGCAUUGAUGGCACGUCUACGACACGAAGAAGAAGAACGAUCUUACCAACGCAUGGUAAACACUUCCGACAGCCGAGAAUCCUUCCACGACCGCUUCCCCCAUUCCUCCCGCCGGGCAUUCGCCUCUGUGAACGAACCGAUUUCAAAAGACGACUUGGGCGACGAUGAUGUGACCUACGAAGAAGUACACCGCCAAGUCAUGCUCAUCAUCAACUUUGUUGUGAGCAUCCUGGGCGUGGCGGGAACCCUGUGGGUUGUCGCCCGAUGGUGGAGUACAACGGCCAGGUUGCUGUUGACGAUGAGCGGCAGCAUUGUGGUAGCCAUUGCAGAGGUGGCGGUAUACCUAAUAUACGUAAUGAAGAUGGGAGAUGCAAAGAAGAAGCAGGGCGCCAUCAAAGAAGUCAAGGAAGUGGUGGAGACAUGGGUUGUUGGCAAAGAGAGCCAAGAGGAGCAUGACGAGAAAUCAGUGCUGUUACAAGAGAAGGAUAACGACCCAGACGGCGUGAGAAAAAGAAAGACGGCGGUCAAGAAGGACGAUAGCUAA